AUGUCGUCAACCUCAUCGGUAAGCGGAUUUGGGCCCACCUUGGAGGUCACGCAUAAUCGCCGAAUGGCGGGUUCACCGGCCUCGCAGCGCACGACAGAGGACACGGAGGCCAAGGAUGCAGGAGGGCGCAGUAGCUCAUCUAGUUCUACAAUUAGUGGCGCUAGUGAGUCUUCCUCAUCGGAGGGGGCCAAAAAUCAACAGAGUGGACAGAGGGCCUCGCAAGAGGGUCGUGCUGCAGACCAGGACCAUUUACUUGAAGCUGUUCGCAUCAUGAAGGAGAAUUCUAUUGGCAGAAUGGUGGCGACUACUGAAGAAGGAGGCCCUGAUGAUGAACUAUCGUCGGUAAUUCUGAGUAGUGAAGCUGAAAGAAUCCUGGAGAAUGCAAAGAAACGGCUCACGCUCAUGGAAGGUAAUCUGACUCGGGCUCGGUCUUCAAUGCGGGCAUCGCCAUCACUUUCAGCGUCGCCAACACCGUCCCCUGGUCCCCAAGCAAUGGGGCUGGGUCAACCAGUUGGCGGCUUGUAUCAAUCGAUCUCCCGUGCGGAUCGCAGAGCAUCGACUCGUCCUCGUGCGACAUAUACCUCAUCCCAGGACACUAGUAACAAUCGUCAUUCCCGGGUGUAUAGCGAAACGCGUUUGCCGUCAGUAGACCAAUCGAGUCUGCCAACUGUCGAACCAGACCUGUCCAGGUCCCUCAGUGCUCUAGGAUCGAGCAGCGUCUCGAACUUCAACAAUGAUGAGCGAACAUUCCGUUAUGAUCCAAGCAGAGCCUAUCUUACGCACCGUGCCUCUGUGUCAAAACCGCACUCCGCUCGUGCUUCUCCCUCGAACUUGCAGGAAGACUGUUCUGGUUCACCUAGUGGGCUGGGCAUCUCAGCGGAAGAUACAGAGGAUCAUACCUUGGGCGCAGAAGAUCUUCAUUCGGUCUACCCUGUGUCUGAUCCUCCAUCUCGAUCCCAGUCGCAGCUGCAUGUGAGGGAUCUCCAAGAUCAGAUGAAGGGUCUGCACAUAAAGAUCUCCAGUCUAAAAGUGAAAGCACAAGAGGACAACUUACGUCGACGUAGCUUGCAGAGUCUGCGGACUCCCAGUCCUUUCACGGCGGCAGAUCAGUACUUCACCAAUACAAUGGAGUUAAGAGACAGUCAACUACGACCGAAUGCGGGACGGAGUCCGGAUCCUACUCAAGAGCCCCAACGUAGUGGAGAAUACAAACACGCGCGAGAUGGCAACGAGGCUGUCACUAGCCAUUCCGGAAGCGAGAUACCUAAUGCGAAUGCAAAACCCCCGCAACCAAAGGUCAUCGAACCUGUGGACGAAGAUGGGCGGUCGGUCAUUGAGAGCCUGUAUGAGGAUGCAGAGGAAGGCGAAUACAAUUCCGACGACUCGUCUGACAUUGAUCGUGAAGCCCUGAGCGAGAUCUUGCGCGAGCCUCUGGAGGAAUAUGACGACCUGGAUGCAUUUCCAGCGGUCCCAAAUUCUGACUCUCGACCUCAUGAAGAACGUGAAGAUGCAUUUGACUACGAGAAUUUCAUCCUUCACAGCGCCCUAGGCAAUUAUUCGGCUAGGUUAAGGCGAACAAGUAAUGUCUCAACUUCGUCUGUCGAAACAACGCGGCCUAUCCAUGAUCGUCCUCACGUCCGUCACUCUCGCACGAACAGCGGGGCAUCCCUGUCCACCGUAGCAUCGUACGAAACUGCAACUGAAGGAGACCAUGACGACCUUGAGAGUGUCCUUUAUUGGGACAGGAAAUUUAAUGAUGGGUCUGAGUCAGAGAUGGGAACGCCUCGUGCGGUCCGAAGACAGCCGAACAGCCGGAGCAAUGAGGAGGAAUAUCUUUCGACUCCCCGACAAUCUAUGACUGGGUCUGCAACUCCGACAUCUCUGGUGUCCUCCCUUGUAUCCACUGUGCGAGCGGCGUCUAGUCCCCACCCCAAGUCCGUGGCCAAUGGCAACAUGGGAAUCAACGAGGAUGACACGCGCCUCUUAGAGCAGUUGUUCAAGAGUUUGGGCGAUGUUUGCAUGGAUCUUCAGACAAUUACGACCUCCUCCGAUCCAGAUCCUAAGCGCGUGCGUCAAUUGAGGCGGCGAUUGGAUGCUGCUCGCCGUGUGCUUGAUGGAGAGCUCGAUACCUGGUCCCAAAGGCCCAGAGUUGACGGUGCUUUCUAG
Molecule: messenger RNA, 2166 nt
Organism: Aspergillus oryzae RIB40
Lineage: Eukaryota; Fungi; Ascomycota; Eurotiomycetes; Eurotiales; Aspergillaceae
Exons: 4
Coding region: 1-2166 (721 amino acids)
Source: RefSeq, a predicted model, not a curated record